GACAAUCCUGGGCAGUUGUUUUGGGGGUGUUGGUUUUCUCACCCACCUUCUGCUGCUCUAAAGGAAACCCACACAACCCUGAGGGGAAGCUCCUUCGCAAGUGGGCAGAGAACAAGCAGAGGCAGCGAAACUUCCUGUCUCUGCUGUUUGGUGAAGUUUGAGAGCCGAGGGGUUGCGCUCAACGCCCAGCGAGCUGCUCGCUCGUCGCUUGGCUGCUUUUUCACCCAGACUUAUCUCGGUUUAUGGUCGUUCCUAAGUUAUGCCUGUGACUAAAUAAUACCCUGACUGCAGAAUUGUUGUAAACAGUGGCCAAACACCUCUGGGUGCCCUGGGAGCUGGUAGUGGCCUGGCAGGGAGGGUGUUCCAGCUGCUGAUCCCACCGGGGAUGGCAGGAACGGAUCCUGUGAUUUUGCUUCACGUGCUGGUGGGGUUAAUGACCCAGCAUGUCCAGUGCUGACCUGCAGCUGCUCUGAGCAGAGCCAGACCUUGGAGCUGGCAGUGGCCCGAGGGGGACGAGCCCCAUGGGAAGGAGGAUCGAGGACUGCCUGCCCCCGCUGGAGGACUCCCCGUCCAAGCGGUUCUCCCCGUCCAAGAGGAAACAGUAUUAUAUCAACAAGGCCAUCCGCAACUCUGACCUCAUCCCGAGGGCCAAGGGCCGCAAGAGCCUCCAGAGGCUGGAGAACACUCGCUACCUGAUGACGCUUCUGGAGCGGGACGACUGCGGGAGCGACGAGGGAGAGCUUGACCACUCCGCCACCCCCAGCAUCUUCACCGAGGCCUGUAACAACGAGACCUACGUGGAGAUCUGGAACGACUUCAUGAACCGGUCGGGAGAAGAACAGGAGCGGGUCCUGCUCUACCUGGAGGAGGAGGCCAGGAAGAAGCACAGGAGGAAGCUGCCUGUCAAGAAUGAAGACAAGUGGAAAGAGCUCCCAGCCUACACGCCCCAGGAGUGCUUCCAGCGCAUCAGCCGCCGCCUGCGCGCCACCCUGAAGCGGGGCCGGAUCCCCAUGGGGACGCUGGAAGGGCUGGAGGAGGAGCUGCUGGCCUUCUUCUCUGUCACUCCCCACUCCGUCUACACAGCGCUGAUGGACAACAGCUUCGAGCGGCUCCUGCUCCACGCGCUCUGCCAGUACAUGGAUCUCGUCUCUGCCAGUUCGGACAUCGAAGGGAAACGUCAGAUGAAAGUGAGCAACAAACACCGUGUGUUCCUGCCCCCCGAGCUGCUGCUCUCAGACUACCUGGGGCAGCUGAGCUGAUGCCCCGAGGGCCGCCCUGCCCCUCCUUCAUCCUCUCCGGCCUCCCCCAGCCCCGUGGACCCUCAGCCCUCCCCUGCUCCAGGAGGGGCAGAGCCGGGGGCUCGUGGCUGUGCCCCUGGGAGUGCCAGGGCUGAUGUGGGCAGGGCAGCCCUGCCCGGUACGGCUGUGGGUGCAGAGCACCACCCCACUCCCUGCGCUGCCCUCCUGGAACUGUUUGUGUGUCUAUUUAUAACCCAGGUGUUUUUAAAAAUAAUCAGGCGGGGCCAACCCCCUCUGGCGCUGACGCUCGUGGGGUGAUUUCGGUCCAGAUUUUUCUGCGGUGAAACAGCUCCCGGCGGGUGCUGAGCCAUCGCUGAGCCGGCGGAAGAGCCCGGGGGCUGCCACGUUCCGGCGCCCACAGCCCAGGGGGUGUCCAGGGGGGCUCUCUGUGCCCUGCCUGCACCACAGGGCUGUUUUUAAGUGUAAUAUAGCCCAUGUUUUUUAUCAUGUGUGUGUAUAUUUACGUGUGUGUGUGUGCUGGGGGCAUGCAGCCCCCCUUGGGGCUCUCCCUGCUUGCCCACAGCUGCCAUGAGGGCAGGGGGGGCAGUUUGGGGGGCUCUCUGUGUCCUCUGUGUUCCCGACACGUGCUUGCAAGCUGCUCGAAGGAUGUGCCCUGGGGGUCUUUGCAGGUUGCUCUGGCCCUGGAAGGCCCUGCCUGCUGUUAACUGGGGGGACCCCUGGGGAGCCCCUCAUGCCUGCUUUGCUGGUGUGACUCGGUCACGGGUGUGUUCAGGAACAAUAAACAUCGGUGCUCCCCC
This is a messenger RNA of Myiozetetes cayanensis, 2056 nucleotides long. It is a transcript of the gene R3HDM4, whose product is annotated as R3H domain containing 4. Bases 522 to 1259 code for a protein of 245 amino acids. NCBI's taxonomy places the organism in Eukaryota, Metazoa, Chordata, Aves, Passeriformes, Tyrannidae. The record is from RefSeq and is a predicted model, not a curated record. The transcript is spliced from 8 exons. Gene Ontology annotation, molecular function: nucleic acid binding.